AUGUCUACAAAAAAGGGCGGCCAAGUCAAAGGAAAGGAAGCCGAAAACAUUGUUGAAGUGUACCUUACAGAGCAAUACCGACCAUACGCGGUUAAUGAUAUUGUGCAAAACCUGCACAAAAGCAUGCCGAAAACAAGCGUCAUCAAAGCGUUAGAGACUUUGGUGAAAGAAAACCGCAUAACCUGUAAAAUGUUCGGUAAGAUUGCGAUCUACGUGUGUAAUGAACAAGAACUUGAAAAAAACGAGGAGUUAGGAUCGGAAGAAGUUUCUUUUGAAGCUCUGAUGGAGUUACGAGAGGAGUUGAUUCGAGUUGAGAAGGACAGAAAUGAAGUUACAGCACAGUUGCAAAGCAUUUUAAAAACGCCGUCCAACGCAGAACUAAAAGUUUCAAUCGAUGCAACAAUCAAGGAAAUGGAAGGCAUAGAGCAGCAUUUAAAAGACCUUAAGCUACAGUGGAAACCAGAAGAUGAACAAAUUAUCACGCGUAUCAAGGAUUAUGAGCAAAAAAUCGAUAAGCAAGUUAACGCAAGGAAGAAAAUGUGGGCUGCAGCUCUUUUGCUGGUCAAAGAAGCAUUGGCAAUCAAAAACCUUGAUGAGUUUCUUGUAAGUUAUAUUUUGAAGCCAGCAUGUCAAUCAGCCUUCUACUAA
Messenger RNA from Lachancea lanzarotensis, 648 nucleotides. It is a transcript of the gene HOP2, whose product is annotated as LALA0S10e03576g1_1. Gene Ontology annotation, cellular component: condensed nuclear chromosome; DNA recombinase auxiliary factor complex. Gene Ontology annotation, molecular function: double-stranded DNA binding; recombinase activator activity. Bases 1 to 648 code for a protein of 215 amino acids. The transcript has 2 exons. The record is from RefSeq and is a predicted model, not a curated record. Lineage: Eukaryota; Fungi; Ascomycota; Saccharomycetes; Saccharomycetales; Saccharomycetaceae. Gene Ontology annotation, biological process: meiotic joint molecule formation; meiotic strand invasion involved in reciprocal meiotic recombination; homologous chromosome pairing at meiosis.